Fomitiporia mediterranea MF3/22 is the source of this 1808-nucleotide messenger RNA. Its product is annotated as glycoside hydrolase family 43 protein. Gene Ontology annotation, biological process: carbohydrate metabolic process. Lineage: Eukaryota; Fungi; Basidiomycota; Agaricomycetes; Hymenochaetales; Hymenochaetaceae. Bases 1 to 927 code for a protein of 308 amino acids. The record is from RefSeq and is a predicted model, not a curated record. The transcript has 16 exons. Gene Ontology annotation, molecular function: arabinan endo-1,5-alpha-L-arabinosidase activity.
AUGCAGUGGCUCUUCUUCCUCGCUUUUCUCGCCUACGCUGGUGUUUCUUCUGCAUACCCAAAUCCAGGGCUUGUCACCGGAGACAUCAACCCCGUGCAUGACCCGACACUAUGCAGAGACAAUACUGGGAAAUACUUUUUGUUCUCAACAGCAACAGGAAUUGAAAUCCGCACUUCGACAGACAGGAUAGCGUGGACCCUUGAGGGCGUUGUUUUCCCGAAUGGUGCAAGUUGGACCGAUGAGUAUACCGGGACAUCGAACGGCGACUUAUGGGCUCCUGACUGUACAUACCUCAACGGACAAUUCUAUGUGAAGACUGUUUCACUUGCUUACUCUCGGUCUGGGAUAUUCCUUGCUACAUCUACCACGGGUCUUCCCGGUUCCUUUGUUAAUCACGGCCUUAUAACGUCGACGGCACCGGGCGACUCAUACAACGCUAUUGAUCCGAACUUGAUUAUAGACGGUGACCAGUGGUACUUAUCAUUGGGCAGCUUUUGGACUGGAAUCAAGGGCACAGAAUUGGUACCACAGGACGGAACAGUUACUGGUUCACUUGAUUCGCUUGCUGCACGCUCUGGUGGUACGACUGCCAUUGAAGCCUCUGUAAUCUACAAGAAUGGUGACUUCUACUACCUGUUCACAUCUUGGGACCAAUGCUGCCAGGGUACGAAUAGCACAUACAACAUUCGCGUGGGUCGCUCUACAAGUCUGAGGAGUGGCUAUGUUGAUGCGAAUGGGGUUCCACUAACGUCUGGUGGUGGCACCCUUGUGCUUGAAACCCAUGAUGCAAUUGUUGGCCCAGGCGGACAGGACCUUUUGACGGACGUUGACGGACCUAUUCUCGUUUAUCAUUACUACACAGCAGCUGGACCGCUGCUUGGAAUCAACCGUCUUGAUUUCUCGAGUGGAUGGCCCGUUGUCGCCUAAUCGAAGCUAGCAGACUAAUAAUUUGACUUGCUUCCGCGGUUAUAUGAAACGGUUGAUAGGGAUUUGUUACUAGGGGCUGUCUGAUGUACAAAAUGCAUACAUAUGAAAUGGUAACAUUACUGGCACUGAGAUUAAGCUCUGACCGGGUACCGCGUGUGCUUUUACUCAUCACCACCGCUGGUAUGAAUAGCAUGCUCCCGUUUCUUUGCCUCUCUUCGUUUCCUCUCUGCUAUUACGCAAGUUACUACUAGAUAAUCCAGAAUGUCCUCGCAGCCUGGUGCAAGUCGGAUAAAUGGUUUGUGGCCCUUCUUAAAAUACCGGCGGCCAGUGUAUGAUGCUAUCGGUACAUCUUCUUCCCCGGGGUAUAACUUCAAAGAAAAUUCACGAGCUUUCCAUACGUAUUGCCUCCCAUUCUCGGCUGUAAACGUACGAUUGAAUCGAGUGAAACCUAAACCACCCCAUGUACGCUGGAAGAAGUCCUUCGUCAAGACAAACCCGUCAUCAUCAUCAGCUUGUGUGGUAUCAUCCGUCGAUUGAUGCUUUGAAUACAUCUUAACCCGUCCUUUUCCAACGAGCUUCCUUUCCCAUUCGGCGAAAGGAACGUUCUGCUGUGACUGCGGGUCCCACCUCGAAAAUUUCGUCACGCGAGCGUUCUUAAUACCGUCUAAUUCAGUCGAAAGCUCGUAGUGCAGACCGAGAGAGUCGCAUUCAAUCAUCGUGUUGCGUAGGCCAUUGCCGCGCUUGUUGCACAUGAGCCAUGCCGCACGACCUUUUAUUGAGUGAAAAGAAACUGCGAUCAACUGGUUGUCGUCGAAAUAUAAUACUUAUAGGAGGUGAAUUUGCCAAGGGCGCAGCAUGUAUAGGCCUUCCCAACGAGGCCU